AUGACGAGGAACGAGCAAUCAGAGCGCGACGUGGGGGAGAAUCUCGCGGAGGCGCGAGCGUUGUGCGAACGCUUGGACGAAACGCUUAAGAACUGCGCGAGCAAACUUGUAGGGGACGUUUCAACGCGGCGCGUGACCGAGCUCGAAGAGCGGGUGAAAGAGAUGGAGGAGGAGAUGAGAGAGGUCAAAGAAGAGCUGAGAAACCUUUCGCCGACGCCUUUGUGGAAGGUUGUCACGGAUAAGCAGUACAAAGAUAUCUUCGAGACGCAUAUUUUAUCGAAGUUGGACGACUUGUCUUUCAGAGUGUUUCGAGAGGUGAACACGGAAAGUCGAGACGCGUGUAGACGAUCGGGGAGGAAGUUGCGGGAGACUUUUGGGCUUACUACUUACAGUGGUAAUCCACCAGUGACAAAGAAAACGACCAUUAAGAUCGAGGGAAAAGAAGCGCAGCGUUAUUUCUGCAGUGAAGCAGCUCGUAUGGGAAACCUCGCGUUGGUUCGUUGGUUACGAGAAGUGAAAAAGUUUGAUUGGAACGAGCUGACGAUCAACGAAGCAGCUGAAAAUGGUCAUCUUCACAUUGUGACGUAUUGCACAGAACAGAAAUGUCCACGUGGCUCGUUGCCGUGUGCAUGUGCUGCCAAAUCCGGCCAUCUCGAUAUUCUCAAAUACUUGCACGAAAACGGCGCGCCUUGGAAUUUGUGGACUUGCACUUUCGCUCGCAAAAACAACCACCUCGAGUGUUUGAACUACGCCAAAGAGAACGGGUGUCAAAACGACACACACGUCCCACAACAUUAA
Molecule: messenger RNA, 798 nt
Organism: Bathycoccus prasinos
Lineage: Eukaryota; Viridiplantae; Chlorophyta; Mamiellophyceae; Mamiellales; Bathycoccaceae
Exons: 1
Coding region: 1-798 (265 amino acids)
Molecular function (GO): protein binding
Source: RefSeq, a predicted model, not a curated record